This is a messenger RNA of Fusarium verticillioides 7600, 3449 nucleotides long. RefSeq lists its product as hypothetical. NCBI's taxonomy places the organism in Eukaryota, Fungi, Ascomycota, Sordariomycetes, Hypocreales, Nectriaceae. The transcript is spliced from 4 exons. The coding region runs from base 2127 to 2888 and encodes 253 amino acids. The record is from RefSeq and is a predicted model, not a curated record.
UGCGCUCUCUUGUCUAAAGCGGUUGAUUGAUGCCCUGCCUGUUCCUUUUUUUUAUGCAAUGAUGAACUGUCACUUGAAUGAAGGAACUGGACUUACAUCAGAUCCAAUGCUGAUGCUGAGACUCUACGUACCGACUGGCCUGGAGUCCAGGUCUUGACGAACAGUUGGCCAGUGCAACGCUGGCGAAAUACGACGAGUCGACCACCAAAUCAAUGACCAGUCAUUCUUGUCUUCAACAGCAACAAAGAGGCAACAAACUCUUGAGAAGACCUAAUGAAUGGCCUGAGACCACGGACCCGUCGCCAACUGGCCAAUAGGCCUCAGCCCAUCUCUUGAGGUUCCAGAGAGUUGCACCAACAGCCCCUUGCCCAACCCUGACGGAUGGAUACUGCACAUCAAGUCAAAACCAGGCUGAGCUCAUCGCUGGUUGGUGGCCACACAUCCAUCAUGGGCAUGGAUGGAACAAGGACAAAUACGGCACCAGCCGCAUACGCGAGAAGCCAAUGGAAUAUCGCCAAAUCCAUGUUGGUGUGUAUCAAUGGGCUGAGCCUGUGAGCACGGGACAUGGACAUGGAGUAUGAGGUAUGUAUUGUGUCUGCCGUCUACAGAGGCCCCCUUCUCUUCGAUAAGCCCCCUACUCCGAGUCAGGCGCCUCCAGGUUCCAGUGGGAUUGGUCCUUUGAGUUCUCUUUAGACCCGUCCUGAUGCACCUAUUUUUUGUCCGAGGAGUGAGUGCUGCAGUGGUGCAUCAUGGCAGGGUCACAGUCAUUAAAGAAACAGGGACCAUGGACAAAUUGGAGCUCUCCGAGUGAGACAUUUAGAGGCCUCUCGACGCAAUUACUCAAUUCAAUAAGCCUUUGGGUUGUCAGCUUGAUUUGCCAUCCAAGUUUGGUGGCAGUCAUACUCACAACCAUAUCAGAUCAGCGCCUCACUCGCAAACAUGGAUAGGAGGAUUUCCAGAUCCAGGAAUCGGCUUAAGCUGUACCACGCAACACACGCACAUGUACAUGCACCGCGCAUGCACAAUCUCAUUACAUCGCUGCGCAUCUCAUCUCAUCAGGGGAUAAUGAGAUGAAUUAUGCUGGAUCGCAUUGCGUCUUGUGCAUCGUUUUCUCGGCCACUCCCGUCCAAUAUCAUGUGCAGCAGUUUUACAAACGGGCUGAGGCGGUACUUGAAUAUUGAGCAAACCGAUUAAUCUAUCUAUUUGGUGGCUUCAGUCCGAAUUAGGUACCUACCUACCUACCUACCUAGUCGUUGUCUCUGUGCACCCUGUCUGCCUUAUAGGAGGCAUCCAGGGUCUGACACUGACACUGACGUUGAGUCUGUCAUUGUCUGUUUCUCGACCGUUGGUCUACUUGCAGCGUUGUCACCAAAACCUACUUAGAUACCUGCUGCCUAUAUUCACCACUGCGGUUCUUUUGAUCUCAACAUCCUCGGUGUGAUUUGCCCUUCACUCAAACGAGCAUCUCUUGUCAAGGAAAUCUCCCCAGGAUUCGCCUUUAUUAUUUCACAAGCUAGCGAAACCAAGUCCCGCUCCGCUUUAGAAUAGACCUGAGACUUUAAGAACCGGUCGAAAACACACCCCAUAAAGCGAUCUCACUACACCAGGCAAUAUCCUCCCAGAAUCUACAACUUUACCCAGGAAUUAUCAAGGAUUCCUUUCGUUUUUCUUUACAGGUUCUAGCACAGAGAGAAUCUCAGCCCAGACCUUGUGUUCCCGCGUCUGGCUAGAAGUAGCAAUCCUCGCUUCUUCGUCCAUCCGCUAUCACAUGUACCGCAGCAUCUUGAGCGAGUCGCUUCCUUUUGUCGUACCCGACGUCUCCAAGCCAGUUGGCUGGGCCCAUCGUUAGGCUAUAUCGUGGCCCUUAAAUGCAAUAUAUCACAAGAUUCCACAAACUCUUCGCUCCUUUCGCGUCUUGCCAUCAACCUCCAAUGAGUCUAUCGACCGAAACGCCCAAAGACGACAUUCGCUUUCUAAAGACAUCCACAGAACGAGGAUCUAGUCUUCGAUGGACUUUCAAUUCUUCUCGCGGUUGAGAUUUAUGAGAAUCCACUUCAACAUCUACUUUUGAAGCCUUUUCCAAGUCUCAUUCUCACCAGGAUAGUUUUCAAGGAAAAGAUAUCAGCAUGGAACCAUUUAAUGACCAGGAGAAGCGACAUCUCCUUGCCGAGAUAAUCAAGCACAGUCAAUUAGAUGUCCAAUAUUUGGAGAGUCUAGUUCGCCAUAUUGAGCCAAACUGGAUGCAAAUGCAACUCCCGAACGGUCGCAACAUGGCUCAGUGUAUGGAGACAGCUCAGAGCAUGUACAUAGGACAACGUGGGACAAAGCGGAAAGCUAGCGAAGAAGAAUCGAGCACUCAGAACAACAACGACGGUCAACUUCACAACAACCAGGCUCUACCUCUUCUGUCUCAACAUUCCCCAGCGCAGAACUCACCGGCAAACUUCCAACGUCAGCCCGCUAUGGCUACCGGGUCCCAUUUGCAGCAACCUCAGCAACCUGAACAGCCUCCCAAGAAGAAAAAGGGCCGUCCAGCAUAUGCAGGUCGGGAUGUGACCAGUCAGCGACCCUUCAAUCCUCGUCCUAUCGCUCCAAAGCCAUCUGCGCAAAUUCUACAGAACCCUCACACGGGCUUUCGCACUAUUGCCCCGGCUCCUCAAGCUGUUGUUCCACCACGGCCCCCGGAAUCGUUGCAUAAUGCAUACAAAGGUCCAAGCCGCGCACUUCCUGUGGAGUUUCAAAACACUCACAGGAAUUUGAAUACUUUCCGGCCUUCUAUCAAACCGUCAUCUGGUAUGCUUCAGCCAAAGCAGACAGCAGGAAUUUCAGACAACACAUCGGUUGGUAGUAGCGUUUCGUCCGUUGGGCGUCAGCUAAUACUCUGGUAGCAUGGAGCACAGAUGUCUAGCCGCACGAGAUCCCUUAGUGAAGCGGUACCGCGCGUGCAAAAACAAGAAGGUUCUCCAAACAAUCGAUCAAGCUCAUUGCAACCGAUGGGAACUGACGACCAAAGUCGCAUAAUACAAAGCAGAGCACCAGAUCAGAUGCAAGAAACGAAAACAAAAUCGGAUGAGGAGACCACGAAUCGACAUCAGAGAAAGAUUUAGGGAGAUGAGACCAACAUUUCUGAAUGGGCAAACGAGGGAGAACAAGGAGCUUCACCUACUACUCGUGGGAUAUUUGGUACGAUAAUGCUAGGCACGACUGUUAAUGAGGAUGAUAUAGACAGAGGCAAUGAUAAGAGAGCAGCUGGUUUGACUCUCAGGUAACCUGUAAAGCUGGGAGACUAAUAGGCAUGAACUUCGGGACAUCUUCAAAACCGUAUACGGGUACCAAUAGACAGAAUUCAUAAACUAAUGACAAUUGUAUCAAGCGAGACAUAAACUUGCACUACUUGCCUAAGCGCAAUUACAUAGAUACAAUUUGGAUACUUGCCCGAUAUAUGACAG